CCGGAGGACUCGGCGGCCGGCGCGGGGAGGCGGGUGUGCGGGCCGCGCGGCUUCCCUCGGCGGCGCCGCUCCGGGCCUCGGCCAUGCCCUCGCCGUGGAGAGAAGUGCCCCUGGAGAGCCUCCUGGGAUAUGUUUCUUGGUCUCUCUGCGAUGGCCUGGGACCGAUGAUCUAUUACUUUCCCCUGCAAACACUAGAACUCACUGGGCUUGAAGCUUUUGCCAUAGCAUUUCUUUCUCCAUUAUUCCUCACAAUUACUCCUGUCUGGAAAUUGGUUAACAAGAAGUGGAUGGUAGCCCUGUUGCGGAUAAUUACCGUUGGCAGCACAGCCUCCUUCCAGGCUCCAAAUGCCUAACUUCGGCUCUUGGUUCUCGCGCUCCGUCUGUCUUCCUCACUGGUAGUGCAAGCCGUGACGUGGUGGACAGGAAGUGGUUUGCAAAGGUACUUCAGAAUCUGGGGAUUCAUUUUAGGACAGAUUCUUCUUGUUGUUCUCCGCAUUUGGAACACUUCACUGAACCCAGUCUGGACUUAUCAGAUGUCCAACAGAGUGAUACUGACAUUAAGUACCACCGCCACACUUGAUCGCAUUUACACAGAUGGUGCCUCCUGUAGACCUGCGGGGAAGAAGUCUGGUGAGGCAGCGAGGGUGAUGGCUUCUAGACCGAACUGGUUGUUGGCAGGGGCUGCCUUUGGCAGUCUCAUGUUCCUUACCCGCUGGAUUUUUGGAGAAGUCUCUCUUGUUUCCAGAUGGGCAGUGAGUGGGCAUCCCCAUCCAGGGCCAGAUCCUAACCCAUGUGGAGGUGCAGUUCUGCUGGGCUUGGCGAGUGGAUUGAUGCUUUCACCUUGUUCAUGGUUUCCUGGUCCCAGUUUAACCUGGUGGAUGACAGGAGCGACCUCGGCUCUGGGUCUCCUUUACCUGCCCACGUGGGCAGCCGCUCUCUCUGGCUGUGUGCUCGCCCUCUUCACGGCGUCCAUGUGGCCUCAAGUGCUUGGACACCUUAUCAGCUCAGGGUCAGGCCGUGGGAAAGCCAUGACCACUGCCAUGGUAUUUUAUCUUCUAGAAAUAUUUUUCUGUGCAUGGUGCACAGCUUUUAAAUUUGUCCCAGGAGGUGUGUAUGCUAGAGAAAGAUCUGAUGUACUUUUGGGGACAGUGAUGCUAAUUAUUGGGCUGAAUAUGCUAUUUGGUCCCAAGAAAAGCCUUGAUUUUCAUCUUCAAACAAAAAACAGUCCUAAAAUGCUUUUCAGAGAGAGUGGAAAAUACAUGAAACUUUUUUUGUGGCUGCUUGUUGGUGUGGGGUUGUUGGGAUUAGGACUACGGCAUAAAACCUAUGAGAAGAAAUUGGGAAGAGGGGCACCAGCCACAGAGGUCUCUGCUGCCAUCUGGCCUUUCAGGUUUGGCUUUGACAAUGAAGGAUGGUCUAAUUUAGAAAGAUCAGCUCAACUGCUCAGUCAAGCAGGUGCAGAUUUCAUUACAAUUUUGGAGAGCGACGCUUCUAAGCCCUAUAUUGGGAACAAUGACCUGACCAUGUGGUUAGGGGAGAAGCUGGGUUUCUAUACCGACUUUGGUCCAAGCGCAAGGGAUCACACUUGGGGGAUUAUGGUUUUGUCAAGAUACCGGAUUGUGAAAUCAGAGCAUCACCUUCUUCUGUCACCAGAGGGCGAGAUUGCACCAGCCAUCACUCUGACUGUUAACAUUUCCGACAAACUGGUGGAUUUUGUUGUGACCCACUUUGGGAACCACGAAGAUGACCUCGAUAGGAAACUUUAAGCUAUUGCUGUUUCAAAACUACUGAAAAAUAGCUCUGAGCAAGUGAUAUUUCUGGGAUAUAUCACUUCAGCACCUGGUUCCAGAGAUUAUCUACAGCUCAUUGAACGUGGCAAUGUGAAGGAUAUUGACAGCACAGAUCAAGACAGAUGGUGUGAAUACAUUAUGUAUCGAGGGCUGAUCAAAUUGGGUUAUGCAAGAAUCUCCCAUGCUGAGCUGAGUGACUCUGAAAUUCAGAUGGCCAAAUUUAGGAUCCCUGAUGAUCCCAUUAAUUAUAGAGACAACCAGAAAGUGGUCACAGACCCCAGGGAAGUUCCCGAGAAAAUUCACUUCAAUCCCAGAUUUGGAUCUUACAAAGAAGGACAUAAUUUUGAGAACAAUCAUCAUUUUCAUAUGAGUACUCCCAAAUACUUUUUAUGA
Molecule: messenger RNA, 2183 nt
Organism: Balaenoptera ricei (Rice's whale)
Lineage: Eukaryota; Metazoa; Chordata; Mammalia; Artiodactyla; Balaenopteridae
Gene: CWH43
Product: cell wall biogenesis 43 C-terminal homolog
Exons: 16
Biological process (GO): GPI anchor biosynthetic process
Cellular component (GO): endoplasmic reticulum
Source: RefSeq, a predicted model, not a curated record